Molecule: messenger RNA, 588 nt
Organism: Gigantopelta aegis
Lineage: Eukaryota; Metazoa; Mollusca; Gastropoda; Neomphalida; Peltospiridae
Product: sporozoite surface protein 2-like
Exons: 2
Coding region: 1-588 (195 amino acids)
Source: RefSeq, a predicted model, not a curated record
AUGGCGCGUGACGCAACAGUUGACUCACCACCUACAUCUGACUCACCACCUACACCUGACUCACCAACUACACAUUACUCAGCAGCUAUACCUGACUCAUCAGCUACACCAGACUCACAAGCUACACCCGAUUCACCAGCUACACCUGACACACCAACAACACCAGACUCACCAGCUGCACCUGACUUACCAGCUACAUUAAAUUCACCAGCUACACCAGACUCACCAGAUACACCAUACUCACCAACCACACCCGAUUCACCUGACUCACCAGCUACACCUGACACACCAACUACAGCAGACUCACCAGCAACACCUGACCCACCAGCUACACCUGACUCACCAAAUACACCUGACUCACCAACUACACCUAACUCCCCAGCUACACCUGAUUCGCCAGUUACACCUGACUCACCAAAUACACCUGACUCACCAAAUACACCUGACUCACCAACUACACCUAACUCGCCAGCUACACCUGAUUCGCCAGUUACACCUGACUCACCAACUACACCCGAUUCACCUGACUCACCAACUACACCUGACUCACCACCUACACCUCACUCAACAGGGGCUACACCUCAGUAA